AAGGCCGCGCCCUCCAUGUUGGCUCGUCGGUACCUUGAUGGAGCGGGUCCGCGGACGGGCCGUGUGUCCGUGGGCUCGAUGCUGCCGGAUGGACAGAGUACCUGCAGUACACCGACGGACCUGAUUGAAGACGGGAGAGUACGCAAAGCUCUUCCUCCUGCAGAAACGGGCCUCGUGGUUAAACCCACUCCCCCCGAAGACCUGGGAGCCAAAAGUGGUCUCCAUGGAAACCAGGAGGAGUACCUGCCAGGGAUGAUGCAAUGCAGACAACGAUGAUGUCUGAGAAUAUGGAGCCAGGUGAUGAUGUCAGCCUGCUGCACUCCCAUGAGAUGGAGCCCCCCAGAGAGGAGGACGGACACUGCCCCCUGCCCUUCAGGCUGCAGCUGAUCGACGAUCUUUCCUACGAAGACGUGAAGAAGUGUUACAGAGGAUCAACCGUCAGCAAGUACAACUCCCAGUACCACAAGCUGUUCCAGACUGUCCCCAAGGACGAGAUCCUCAUGAAGGUGUAUUCGUGUGCGUUGCUGCGAGACAUCCUGCUGCAGGGACGACUCUACAUCUCCAGGAACUGGCUCUGUUUCUAUGCCAACCUGUUUGGUAAAGACAUCAAGGUGUGCAUCCCGGUGGUGUCCGUUCGGCUGGUGAAGAAACACAGGACGGCCGGCUUGGUGCCCAACGGCCUGGCUAUCACCAUGGAUACGGCACAGAAGUACGUCUUUGUGUCCCUGCUGUCUAGAGACAGCGUCUACGACGUCCUCCGCAGAAUCUGCACUCACCUCCAGGUGAACGGGAAGAGUCUGAGUUUGAAGCAGUUUCUGGAGGAACCGAUCUCUCUUUCCAUGGUAAACAUCUGUCCCCUCCCUCACCGUCUGUCCCUUCUCUUGCUAUCUGUCCCCUCCCUUGACAGCUGUCCCCUCUCUUGGCGUCUCUUUAAGGACGAGUUCCCGGCGGUGUUGAAGUGGAGGAGGAAGCCUUCCCUCCCGGUUGUGUCCUCAUCUCUGCCGGACCUUCUGGGAAGCUCCUCCCCCGGCCUCGCUGCAGACGCACCUUUCAUCACACACACCAUCACAGACAGCAGUCUGGAGACCGAGACCAUUCUGCUGACAGAACCAGUACCUGAACUGGGUCACAUGGAGUACCAGCUGCUGAAACUCUUCAUCCUGCUCGUCUUCUUCCUGGUCCUCUCCUCCUGCUACCUGGCCUUCAGAGUGUGUCGCCUGGAGCAGCAGAUGAGCUUCCUGAGCAGCCAGCCCACGCUGAGGGACAGAUGUGGAGAGUUGCCCUGCUGGCUGGCCAAUCAGAGGACAGGAACCUGAAAGAGCCAAUCGGGGAGUAGAAGAAGAAAAACCUGCACAUACAUAUAUUUCCCAUUGAGGGGCGGAGUCAACCUGGUUGCCAUAGAGACACAACGGUCCGGCCUCUCGAGAGGUCGCGUAGAGGUCAGGAGGCCGGAGGGCCGAGGCGUGAUGUCACAUAACAGAUGUGUGUGUUUCGUUUAGCAGACACUUUCUCACAGUUUAAGGUUAACAGAUUGUAGGUCACAUGUCUAAAUUAUUUACAAACUACAUUUACACCAGUCCAUCUCAGCUGUUAUUUGGAUCCGAAGUCUCCAAAACUUGUGUUUGAAUGAAGCUUUGAAGUCUUUUCCCCAUUUCACAGAAGCUCUACAAACAUGUUUAUUUGCUACUUUUCAGUCAACUUGUGGGCUUAAGUUUUGCAUUUUGAAGUCAAAGUUGUUUAUUCUUUCGGAUCGGCCCGGUGCCAAAGGGCCCAUUAAAGCAGCAUUCUCCCUCCUGGCCACUAGGGGGAGACUCCUCUGACCCUUGACCCCCAGGUCUCCUGUCACCUGAGUGAGAGCCAGUGCUUUAGAUGGUGUAAAUAAGAAGGGACAGCACUGCCACAUGUCACGUCACCGUGGCAACGCUAAUAAAUAUGAUUUACAACU
Molecule: messenger RNA, 1945 nt
Organism: Pungitius pungitius (ninespine stickleback)
Lineage: Eukaryota; Metazoa; Chordata; Actinopteri; Perciformes; Gasterosteidae
Product: GRAM domain-containing protein 2A
Exons: 12
Coding region: 261-1316 (351 amino acids)
Biological process (GO): regulation of store-operated calcium entry
Cellular component (GO): organelle membrane contact site; extrinsic component of cytoplasmic side of plasma membrane; endoplasmic reticulum membrane
Molecular function (GO): phosphatidylinositol-4,5-bisphosphate binding
Source: RefSeq, a predicted model, not a curated record